CUUGGGGUGGCAGAAAAGGUGUCUUGGCACUCGGAGUACAAGGACAGCGCCUGGAUCUUUCUUGGAGGGCUUCCUUAUGAACUGACAGAAGGAGACAUCAUCUGUGUGUUCUCACAAUAUGGGGAGAUUGUCAACAUUAAUCUUGUGAGAGAUAAGAAGACUGGGAAAUCCAAAGGAUUCUGUUUCCUGUGCUAUGAAGAUCAGAGGAGCACAGUUCUGGCUGUUGACAAUUUCAAUGGAAUUAAGAUUAAAGGAAGAACUAUCCGCGUGGACCAUGUGUCAAACUACCGGGCUCCUCAGGAAUCCGAAGAUGUGGAUGAUGUGACUAGAGAGCUCCAGGAGAAGGGCUGUGGGGUUAAAACACCCCCAUCAAGUCCUCCUGACGUCUCUGAAGGCGAAGAUGUCAAGCUCACACAAAAACACAAAAAAGACAAAAAAGAGAAAAAGAAAAAAAAGAAAGAAAAAGAGAAGACUGAACGCCAGGACCAAGCAGAGCUGCCGUCCUGCUCCAGAAUCACGACAGUAAAGGAGAGGGAUGAGCAGCAUAGUUCCAAGAAGCUUGGCAGCAAGACCUCAGAGAGAGCACAGAAGUCUGAACACAGAGACAAGAAGGAGAGUCACUCAGGUUCCCCUGACGGCAGGAGUUCCCACCGUGGGAGGGCAGAGGAGAAG
Messenger RNA from Mastomys coucha (southern multimammate mouse), 672 nucleotides. It is a transcript of the gene Rbmx2, whose product is annotated as RNA binding motif protein X-linked 2. The record is from RefSeq and is a predicted model, not a curated record. Lineage: Eukaryota; Metazoa; Chordata; Mammalia; Rodentia; Muridae. The transcript has 5 exons. Gene Ontology annotation, biological process: mRNA splicing, via spliceosome. Gene Ontology annotation, cellular component: U2 snRNP; catalytic step 2 spliceosome; precatalytic spliceosome. The annotation marks the transcript as partial. Gene Ontology annotation, molecular function: RNA binding.